This is a messenger RNA of Copidosoma floridanum, 3221 nucleotides long. It is a transcript of the gene IntS8, whose product is annotated as integrator complex subunit 8. Gene Ontology annotation, molecular function: protein binding. Gene Ontology annotation, biological process: snRNA 3'-end processing. NCBI's taxonomy places the organism in Eukaryota, Metazoa, Arthropoda, Insecta, Hymenoptera, Encyrtidae. Gene Ontology annotation, cellular component: integrator complex. The record is from RefSeq and is a predicted model, not a curated record.
UGUAAGUAGUAGGUACAAUUGACGUAGAGCACUGAACGAGCAGCAAAGAAUAGGAUUUGGUUGAAAUCGACUCCUGAUGCCGAUGUUGCCUCGAGGUUAAAAAAAAAUAUGGACGUAGACUUGUUAAGGCCUGGUACGGUGCCUAUAUCCCCGGAUACCGUACUGUGGUUCGAAUUUCUCCUGAACCCCUCACUUUUGGAAAAACACAUUUCGAAGCCUUCGCCUGACCCCUCAGCAACAGAUCUUAUAACAAAAUUUAUUACAAUCAACUUGGAACAAACUAAUGAACAAAAUACCAAGGUCAUCGAUGUCGAAUGUAAUGAUGUCAAGGUCAACCCUACUCCCAAGUGGUCUUACAAAAAUAUUGCUUUAAAAAUUCUUUCACUGAAGGUGGCUGCCUAUUUGAAAUGGGAUUUAGAUUUAUUACUGGACAAAUUACCACUUCACAUACAAGUGGUAUUGCUCCAAGAUUUAUUUUUCAUUACUAUGGACAUUGUUGUUGAAAUACCAGUGUUACCAGAUAAUCUAUUGGAUAUUUCAUCUGAAAGAGUGUUAUUUACAUUGGUUCUGUAUCACAGAUGGGUCUUGAAAGCUAUAGUCAAUAGAGCUCUGAAUAAUAAACUAGUGAAACCUUUUCCAAAUAGUAAUUCAGCUAUUCAAGAAAAUAGUUUUGCAGCAUCUGCGAUCAAUGAUGAGCUCAUUAGAAAACUAGAUGCACAAGCAGCCAAUAGUAUUCAUUUUUUAAAUGCAGUUCUGCUAGCAAAAGACUUGAAACCAAAAAUUCUAAAAUUUGAUACUUUUCAAAUACUGACGGAAGAUUCCACAGAGGUCAAACAAGAUUGGAACAAUGUUUUUACAAUUACAGAAGAUGAAUUGAAGUGUCAGAUACAUUAUGAUUUGGCGGUGUUUCAUCUUUUGAAAGAAGAGAAUAAACUUGCACAAACUCACAUUAGUCAAGCCAAAGAGUUAUAUGCUAAACUUGAUACAUCAAAACCUUUACUGUAUUGUAGCAUAGAAAAAGAAUAUUUAGAGGGAUAUUGUCUUGCUUGUGAAGUACCUGUAGAAGGCAAAAGUCCAAGUCUUACAGAAAAAUUAUUUCGUUCUAUCAAAAAUCAAUAUGCAAAUGUAAUCGAAAUUCUACAAGCUGAUAAUUUAGCUAGAGAAAUAAUUUUGGUACAUAGAGACAAUUUAGAAUUAGACAUCGAAGGUGGUGUCGCCAAUAGAAAAAUCGUUGUACCCCCUGGUCUGCUGCUGCAAAUUCAGUGCCUCAAUCUUGUACGUAGAGUUUUAGAUAAUGAAGUACUUCUUGGAAACUAUGCAUUUUACAUUAGGACUGCAAAAGCUACAGGAUUAGAAGUAUUGUUCUGGGCUUUUGAUGGUGUACUUGAUAAGGCUACAGAUUUAGAUAAACAAAGGAUAGCUCGUUAUUUAUUAUAUCUUGUUAUCAUGGGAGAGAUUGACGGGCUUGCUAGUGCUAUUUUAGCUAAGCCUAAAUAUGUAUCUUUAUUUAAUGAAAAAGAACUAAUGGAGAUCAAAAAAGAGUCUUUACCUACAGAAUUAGAUAUACCAAGUAUUCUGUUGUCCGAUGAUUGGGAUAUUGAGCCAAUAGAAAGUACAUUUGUAGUAAAGAAAAAUGAAUUAGAACUACAUCGAUUAGAGAAUCGUCUCAUAUCAUCCUAUGAUCCACGAGACAUUGAAAUUUUAUUAAGGCAAAUAAUGCGAGAAAAUCCAAACUAUCCAAAACCGCUUUGGCAGUUGCAUCAUUCCUGGGAAAUCCCAAUUCCUUUGCAGAGCGUCAUAUCUUCGAUGCCUCAGGGCUUUUUAAAAGACUUCUUUUACAUUUUGUUGGCAAAAAGUAAAGAUUUGGCAUUGGUGAAAGAUUUUAUGAAAGCAAAAUCGUUAUUAAAAAUAGUCGAAAACGAAAUACAACGAAAUGCCCAAAGUUUGAAUGAAGCGUGUCACAAGUCUUCACUUUUGGGAGGAAAUAACAUUGUGUAUAAAUUAACAAGGCUUGUUAGCUGGGAAUUACUGUUGACCGAGAUAUGUCAUAGUUUGUAUGCAUGGCCUCCCAAUAAAAUUUGCGAUACAGAGGCAGUGACAACUUUGUGCAAACAGUGCAUAAGUACCAUUCAGUCAUCAGACCAGUUGAUACCCAGACAAGAAAUAAUAGAAUACUGUCUUGUAUUCCUUUUGAACAUGUCAGAAUGGGAUUAUUUGAUGAGCUUAGAAAAACAAUGGAGCACCUGUGAAUUUGCUGCUGCCUUAAGUAACGUAGCCAAACACAAAAAUCAGAAAUUUUCGAAAGAAGCUUGGGAUAUAGUUUUGGCAGCAUGCAAACAGAACAGGGAUAUGCCUCAAAAACGUAGCAGUAGUAACAGUGGAUCAGCGAAUACUGGCAUAAUAAGAGACUCUUUGGCCAGCAUAUCUUCGACUCUAUAUCGUCUAAGAGAAGCCAAUGUGUUGAACAUAGCGAUUUCCUUGCUAGCCAGAUUGCACAACGUUCUGCGUGACGAAAGUUUUGAACUCAACGCUGUAUAUUUGAAUAUAUGGCCUGCUAGUAUUCCAAGCCCAAAAUCGUACAACCCAAAGAUUAUUAGCGAAAUAUUAUUUCAACUUUUAACAAUAGCUUUAAAAUAUUAUCCAACUAACGUUCCUUGGCUAAGACUAAUGGCUGACCUUAAUUUUGUCUUAGGUCAUCACGAAAGUGCUAUGAAAUAUUAUUUGGAGGCGAUUAUCGUGGCUACUGAUUUUUUCACAUUACCCAUACGCAACCACAUUGAAGAUUCCGUAUUUCGGAGAAUGAUAAAAUGCUGUACUCAUCUACAGUGCUACACACAAGCAGUUGUUCUAUGUCAAUUUUUAGAAGAAGUUGACUAUCCGUUAGCAUUUAAAAUGGCUGGAAAUGAAACUAAAUCUGUAACUCUGAACGAUGCCAUGGAUGCUUAUUAUAACUGCAUUUGGGAUACCACCAUACUAGAGUAUUUGAUAAAUUUACACGCAAAACGGGGAGAACAUCAUCGUAAACAACUUGCGAUAAAAAAUAUCGGCCUUUUGGAACUAAAUUCUAAUAAUAAUGAAGAAAUUCAGAGGGAAGCUGCUAACGUACGAAAAGCUAGGUUUUUACGAGCAUUAUCGAAACAGUAUGUAUAUAAUGUUUAAAAUUAAAAAAUGUACUGUACAACCAAUGAAAGUCAGAUGAAUUUAAACUGUAUAUUUGCAAA